This is a messenger RNA of Drosophila arizonae, 4924 nucleotides long. It is a transcript of the gene mtd, whose product is annotated as TLD domain-containing protein mustard. The record is from RefSeq and is a predicted model, not a curated record. Lineage: Eukaryota; Metazoa; Arthropoda; Insecta; Diptera; Drosophilidae. Gene Ontology annotation, biological process: response to oxidative stress. Gene Ontology annotation, cellular component: nucleus.
CCAAGAGCAGUAGCAAGAAACGCAUUAACAAAAAACUAAAAAAAAAUACUAAAAUAAAAAAAGAUUAAUUAUAUUAGACGCGUGCGUGUUUGUGCAUACAUUAUAAUCGUUUUUUAAUGUUUUAACGCGAGUGGCAUACAAAAGUGAAAUGAAUACCAGUUAGAAAUGUGACUAAAACCACUUAACGAAUUUAUCCAUACACAAAGUAAAGAAAAGAAAAGAAAGAAUCAACAAAGGAAAACGCAAAGGAACCAUACGAGAAGGAACCAACAACAGCUCAAGGCGAACAGCAGCAACAGCGAUCGAGCUAAAAAGCAGUGCUUAACGGUUAACUGAGUUGAAGGAUCGAUUAGCAGCACGAUGAGCAUCAUCGAUAACGGUAAAUAUCGCCUGCGCAAGGAUUGGGCCAGCGCCUCCAUACCAUCAUUGGUCAACAUCGAUGAGCACGUGGACGGCGGCGAUGGCGGUGGCGGAGAGGCAGCUAACAAUAAUAUGAAUAUGACAGCUCCACUGCCACCACAGAAACCACCGCGUCGCAGCUCCCUGGCCCUGGGCCUCUUCUCCAGCAAGUCGGACAAGAGUCAAAAGCGACGCAGCUCCAUCGCUGUCUCGUUUCUGCGACGUGAUAGCAAUAAGAACUCUACCAAAGACUCCUAUGAAUCGGCUGUGCGCAGUGAGAAAUCUGAUGGCUCUGCCACGCCCACAAACAGUCCCGAGCUCGUCUAUAGCUCGGAGGAGAACAUACGUGCCAGCUCACCGAACGAGCCUGGUAAAUUGACCUAUUUCGAGGAUGGAACACAAUCCCGUGCCAUUGUACAGGGCAUGAAUCCGUAUGAUACGCCCAAUGAUCGACAACGGCGACGUCGCAGCUCGCUGCAGACGAAAUUGGAUAGGCACAGACGCAAGAAGAUGGACUACAUCAAUCAACGGAGCCUGGACUCCAAUAUGACAUACAGUGAAUCGCAAAGCGAUCUGACCAAUGAUAGUAUGGGGGCCAAUGGCGCCAAUGCCAGCGAUAUGACCGGCUAUCGUAAUGAUGAUGAUAAUGAUGAUGAGGACGACAUUGUCGAUCCCAAUCAUGUUGAGUAUUUUCCGCGCGAGAAACGACACUCCUGGUGGAACAUAUUUGUGCCCGAUAAUUUCAAGAACAGGUCACGUAGGGCUAGUCAAGAUGUUUCCAGUUUGUCGCGCAGCGUUGACAAUUUGGCGAUACCCGUGCGCAGGAGCAAAUCGCGCAGUGUGGAUCAUGGCCUUGCAGCGCCCUUUGAUUUGGAUUCGUUGCGUUCCAAAGUUGAGCAGCGUUUCGAGAGCGUUGACAAACUUUCAAGGCAAAAGUCUUCAUUGCCCACCAUACCCACCAUUUCCUAUACUGUGGGAAAUCGCGAUACCCUGACCUCGGUGGCGGCCCGCUUCGAUACGACACCAUCGGAGCUAACGCACUUGAACCGAUUGAACAGCUCGUUCAUAUAUCCCGGCCAGCAGCUGCUGGUGCCCGAUAAGACAGCCAAAGAUGACGCCUCCACCAGUUCCACGGGCACCAUUGAGGGCGCAGGCGGUGCCAGUGUCUCCGGCAAAUCGAGUCCAAUUGAACGCAAAUUGUCGAGCGAUGAGAGCAAGCAGGAGAAAGAUAUACUUGAGGGCCUGCGUCCAGGCUCCCCGAAGCCGGGACACAUUGAGCGCAUUGUGGGCAACAGCAGCAAUGCCGGCGACAAUAGCCAGGCGGAGGAGAAUGCCGACAAGAGCGAUGAUCCGGUGAUUACCCAACGUUUUCUUAAGAUCAAUGUACGCCAUAUUACCGACGGGCAAGGCGUUGUCGGUGGCGUUCUUUUGGUCACACGCAAUGCCGUCAUGUUCGAUCCGAACGUCAGCGAUCCGCUGGUCAUUGAGCAUGGCCCCGAGAGCUAUGGCGUUAUAGCGCCCAUGGAUCUGGUGGUAAAUGCCGCAAUCUUUCACGAUAUUGCGCACAUGCGUGUGGCCGGUGGAGCCGGUCCAAGUGCGGCUGCCUCGGGCAGCGAAACCGAGAAGCCCGAAAUUUAUUAUCCCAAACCAGUAUUAGUUGAGGAAGAUUCCAAAGAGUUGUCCGAGCAGCAGGCAGAUCUUGAGGCCAACAAGCAGCGCUUAGAGGCUGAAAUUGGAUCGCUGGAGAUCACCGAUGAUCAGGAAUCACUUUGUUCCAGCACUGGACGCGAUGGCGACGCCUUUCCCAAGGCCUUUGAGCGCGAACGUGUUGAGGAUACAUCAACGGAUGCCAAAGAUAGCGCUAAGACUGACGCUCAGGAUGACGAUGAGGAUAAGAAGACGUUGGGCCUGACAAAUACACGCAGCACGCUUGAGGAGCGACGCAAAAGUCUAUUAGAUCAUCACUGGGCCAUUCCCAGCAAAGAUCGCUAUUAUUUGUCUAAUUCCCGAAGAUCAUCGGAUGACGAGGCCGACAACGAGUCCAACCUAACGGUCGACAGCGGCUCUAGGGUCCAGGACCCACAGUCAUCGGCCAGCUCCACCAAGGGGGCCGUGACAGGUGCUGCUGCCGCUGCUGCUGGUGCUAGUGCAGCUGCAGCCGCGGCGCCAGCUCCUGCUGGGGCUGCUGUGCUGCCCGGCAUCGAUUUGGAGCACCUGGAACAGCUGUCGAAGCAGUCCUGCUACGACUCAGGCAUCGACAUACGCGAGCCCAUACCCACAAUACAGCCGAUACCAAAGAAAACAGUAUACAGCGAUGCGGACAUCGUGCUCAGCUCUGACUGGGUGCCGCCAAAGAACAUUUUGCCCACACACUUCAGCGAGUCGCCGCCGCGCAGCACCAUUUUUGGCCAAAGCCUCGACGCUGCCGGCGGCGGUGCACGCAAGAAGACCUCCAGCGUCAGCUUCAGCGUGGACGACGAGGCGGCACAGGCAGCGGCGGCAACGGCAGCUGCCUUGAGCAGCGACAAGCAGGCAGACAAAAAGAACAAGAUGCUCAAGCGUCUAUCAUAUCCCUUAACCUGGGUGGAGGGCCUCACUGGCGAGGGCGGUCCAUCGCCGGCACCCGGCGGCAGCUUAAACAAGUCGGCGGACACGGAAUCGGCCCCCAAUACGGGUGACUCCAACCAGAGCGUAUUUUCGAAAGUAUUCUCAAGCUCGCCCAUCACUCUGGUCUCAGAGCUGGGCGGCAAUCUAUUUUCGAAAACACCGUCCGAAGAAUCUGGUGGAUCACCAGUGCCGCCAUUGACACCGCACUCGACACAUUCCGAGGGUCAUAUGACCUAUGGGCGCUCCUCCAUUGGCACCUUCAUACGGCCGCACUCGUCGGAGGGCACAGCGUCCAGCACAAAGUUGAAGGAGCCGAAGCCGCUGCCGCCCAAGCUGGACUAUCGCUCCAUGGUCUCAAUGGAUGACAAGCCGGAAUUGUUUAUCAGCGUGGACAAGCUUAUACCGCGUCCAGCACGCGCCUGUUCUGACCCACCUUUGUAUUUCCGCCUGCGCAUGGGCAAGCCCAUUGGCAAGGCAAUACCGCAGGGCACCACGGUCAUGUCCUAUGGCAAAAACAAGCUGCGCGCCGAAUAUUGGUUUAGUGUGCCCAAAAAUCGCGUUGAUGAGCUCUAUCGUUUCAUAAACACCUGGGUGAAACACCUGUACGGUGAGCUGGACGAAGAGCAGAUAAAGGCGCGCGGCUUUGAGCUCAUCCAGGAGGAUACCGAAUGGACAAAGAGUGGCACCACCAAAGCUGGCGGCUAUGGCGGCAGCCAGGAUGGCGAGGAAAUCAGCGAUCUCACCCGCGAAUCCUGGGAGCUUAUAAAGGCGCCCUUCGCCAAGACCUACAAGAUCAUUAAAACGGCUUCGCAUGCCGCAUCGCAUGAUUUGGAAUUGUUGGGCGGCGAGGUGCUGUCUAUGAGCCAAGAUGAAUAUCGCAAGACCUCACUCUUUGCAACUAGUUCCUUCGACCUGGACUUCCCCAUACCAGAUCUAAUUGGCAAAACAGAGAUACUCACCGAGGAGCAUCGUGAGAAACUGUGCGCCCAUUUGCCGGCGCGCGCCGAGGGCUAUUCCUGGUCCCUGAUCUUUAGCACAUCCCAACAUGGUUUCGCCCUUAAUUCGCUAUACCGCAAAAUGGCGCGCCUGGAGAGUCCUGUUUUAAUUGUCAUAGAGGAUACGGAGCACAAUGUAUUUGGUGCUCUGACCUCUUGUGCGCUGCAUGUGUCCGAUCAUUUCUAUGGCACCGGCGAAUCCCUGCUUUACAAAUUUAACCCCAGCUUCAAAGUAUUCCAUUGGACUGGUGAGAAUAUGUACUUCAUCAAGGGCAACAUGGAGAGCCUGUCAAUUGGCGCUGGCGAUGGACGCUUUGGACUCUGGCUGGACGGAGAUCUGAACCAGGGCCGAUCACAGCAUUGCAGCACAUACGGCAAUGAGCCGUUAGCGCCACAAGAAGACUUUGUUAUCAAAACACUCGAAUGCUGGGCAUUUGUUUAAGUGAAUUUGUGUUGAGAACGCGUUCUCGAUGGGGAGCGAAGCCUACCUAUUUAAUUAAUUGAUAAUAUAAAAUAUAUAUAUAUAUGUAUGUGUACUACUACUACUAUAACAAACAACCUGAGAAUGAUAUCAAAAUCUAACGUGUGUCUAAACAAAUAAUAAUAAAUAUAAACAACAACAAAACAAAAGCAAAACGAAAAAUCAUAUAAUCGCAUAGAAACACAAAGACGAGAAAAAAUUUACACACGAAGAGCCUAACCUAAACUCCAGAAAAAAACACCCAAACAAAAAAAAAAUAAAUAAAUAAAUAAAAAAAAAAAGAAAAACAAUAACAAAUGUCUGUGAGCAAGAAGGAAAAUUGCUAUAUGCGUUGAAACGUAUUAAUUAUUUAGUUUUUAUAUUAUUAUAUAUUAUUAAACAAGAGGUAACUAAAUUAUGUAGUAGAUGUAAUCAGUGAGAAAAACAGAAAGCCGGCAAAGCG